UUUGAAGAUGAAGAAGAGGUGAGGCGCUCGCGUAUGAGCUGUUGACUCCAAUGGUUGUGAAACCGAAAUAUUUUCGCAUUGGAUGUAGUCAACCAGGCGGUGCCACUGUCCUGUUGACCAUAGCAGUGUAGUUUGGUUAAAGACAGCAGUCUCAUUUUCACGAAGGUUUUACAGCUUCAGCUACGAUGACCGAAUUUUUCAGAUUGCUGGACAGCGAUGUUAUCGGUUUCGAUUUAGACCAUACGCUUUGCCGAUACCAUCUGAAGGAGACCUCCAAGCUGAUCUACGAGAGCUUUGCCAGGUAUUUAGUGGAACAUAAAGGCUACGAUAAGGACUUGUUAAACCUAACACCUGCGACCUGGGAUUUUUGUUUUAAGGGCUUAGUGGUGGACCUUGAAGAUGGGAACUUAGUGAAGCUUGCUGAAGAUGGAACAGUCUUGAGAGCAACACAUGGAACUACGGAUCUGAGCACGGAAGAGAUCAUCAAACAUUAUGGUCCAAAAAGGGAAUGGAAGCACUUUAACAGCCUCAAUACCUCUUUUGCAAGAUCUGCGAAAUACUAUUUAUAUGACAACUACUUUGAUCUACCUGGUGCUCUCCUCUGCGGAAGAAUUGUGGACAUGUUGCACAAGUGGGGCAAUGAAGUGAAUUCCGAUUUUUGGAAAGACAUGGUCGCUGCCAUUGACCACAAUUACAACACAUCGGCAUUUCGAGAAGAUGCAGGGACUUAUUUUCCCAAUGUUAAGAGGGACCCUGGCCGUUACUUGCAGACCUGUUCUGAGUCCGUCAAGUCUUGGCUACGCAGCAUGAAGAACGCAGGGAAAAUCCUUCUUCUCAUUACCAGCUCCCACAGUGACUACUGCAGGCUCAUCUGUGAACACAUCCUUGGGAAGGACUUCGAGGAGCUUUUUGAUGUCAUCAUCACAAAUGCCCUCAAGCCCGGUUUCUUCUCCUUAAAACCGCAACAGAGAUCCUUCAAAAACCUUGUGAAUGAUGUGGAGGAAAGUGAGGAUAUGCCAUCAUUGGACAAACCCGGUUGGUACUCCCAAGGCAACUGGAUGCACCUCCAUGAACUGCUGAAGACCAUGACUGGAAAACCAGAGCCCAAGGUUGUGUAUUUUGGAGAUAGCAUGAGGUCGGACAUGUUUCCUGCUAGCAGCUUUGGAAAGUGGGAAACAGUGAUGAUUGUGGAGGAAAUGGAGGGGGAGGGUGUCCCCAAGAGUGAUGCAGCAAAAUCAAAUGAGGCCCAAGUGGAGCCACAGGAGAAAAAGGGAAAAUUUGAGGAAAGCAUGAAGUCACCUUCCACGAUGUCUAACCAGUGGGGUUCCUACUUUGUUGAUGUACAUAAAAGUGGUGGAGAAGACGAGGAGAUCCAGAAACUGACCUGGUGCUGUCACUGCAUUCACAAAUACAGCACCAUGGCCAUUCCUAGUGUUGAGCACAUAGCAAAUCUCCCUCUGGAUUACAAGUUUCCCAGGUUUUCUCCAGAUAAACCAUGCACAAAUGGAUACUUUCCGAGGCCCCCGGAUUCUUUGCUCAAGCGAUGCAAAAUUCUGACCUGAAAAGCAAAAAAAA
Hippocampus comes (tiger tail seahorse) is the source of this 1575-nucleotide messenger RNA. It is a transcript of the gene nt5dc1, whose product is annotated as 5'-nucleotidase domain containing 1. The record is from RefSeq and is a predicted model, not a curated record. Gene Ontology annotation, molecular function: 5'-nucleotidase activity. The transcript has 13 exons. The coding region runs from base 186 to 1562 and encodes 458 amino acids. NCBI's taxonomy places the organism in Eukaryota, Metazoa, Chordata, Actinopteri, Syngnathiformes, Syngnathidae.